GCACGACAAUCAAAUACAAGAUCACCAUUAGUACUUUUACAUGGUUUUGGUGCUGGAAUUGGUUUUUGGUUACUUAAUUUUGAUGCAUUAGCUGAACGACAUGAACAUGUUUAUGCAAUUGAUUUACUUGGUUGUGGACGAUCAUCACGACCAUAUUUUCGAGCAAAAACAUCAGAUGAUGCUGAACAUUUUUUUGUUGACGCUCUUGAACGAUGGAGAAUUCAACUUAAUCUUGACAAAAUGAUUUUACUUGGACAUUCAUUUGGUGCCUAUAUUGGGGCGUCAUAUGCUAUGUCAAAUCCAUCUCGUGUUUCACAUUUGAUAUUAGCUUCACCUGUUGGUGUACCAAAAGAGCCUGAAACACCUGAACCACCUCGUCGUCAUCGUCUUUCACUUGGAUGGCGUCUUAUGCGUAAUUUUGUUAUAUUUUUGUGGAAUCGUGGUUAUACACCUCAAUCAAUUGUUCGACUGAUUGGUCCAAUAGGUCCACGACCUGUAACUGCAUAUGUAACACGACGUUUUUUAGUUGGCCCAGCCGCUGAAGAUACACCAUCAACAGCUAGUGAAGCAGGUCUUGAAACAUCAGUAGCUCUUGCUGAUCAAAUUGAUAAAGGAACAUUGAAAUUACCUAAAAAUGAUGUAGCUCAAUAUCUGUAUCAUUUAUGUGCACAACCAGGCAGUGGUGAAUUUGCUUUGCCUCGUGUUCUUAAAUCAAAUGUUUUUGCAUAUAAUCCUUUAGAAAAUCGUUUAAAAGAUAGUGAUGUUUCACGUGUUACAUUUUUCUAUGGUGAUCAUGAUUGGAUGGAUACAGAAGCUGGUCGAAGAACCGUCAUAUCAUUGAAUAGACGAAUAAAUGGUUCAAAUUCAGCUCGACUUCUUAUUAUACCUCAUGCUGGUCAUCAAAUGAUGAUUGAUAAUCCAGAUGAAUUUCAUGAAGCUGUUCGAACAGCUUUAGAAAAUGAUUAA
Rotaria sordida is the source of this 966-nucleotide messenger RNA. Lineage: Eukaryota; Metazoa; Rotifera; Eurotatoria; Philodinida; Philodinidae. The record is from the annotation of a GenBank genome assembly.